UUUGGCAUUUACUUAAAUUGUUGUAUUAUACGUUCAUUACACUGUUUGUAAGCGUGUUUGUAGGUAGGUAGAUAUCUGGCAGAAAUCUGAAUUUUCGGGGGGUGGUUUCUCUCUCAAAGUGCAGAUGAGAAAAUCCAGUUGUUUUCAAUGGCAAAGCUGAGCUCCUCCAGUUUUAGUGAUGCCGCUCCCAUCCGAGGCUGUUUUGAGAGUCUGCAGCACGAAGCGUCUGCGUGUUUGCGUACUUCCACCAAUCACAGUCCGCGACCGCAAGCAUGCGCACUGCUGCUCUCUACCGACUGCUGUCGUUCUCGCUUCGCAGGUGUCAACGGAGCGAGCGUCUCUGCUGCAGCUGCGAUUGAGCAAACCUCUCUGUCCCAGCGAAAAUAUAUCAGUCAUACGGAGCGGGCGGGCAGGACAGAUCGGAGGCCUGAAAAUGUCCACAUGAGACCGUGAACCCGUGUCCGUUGCCAGGGCAGGUUUAAGCGGAGAAGAGGGCGGCUUUCCGGGUUGUAGACAGCGGGCUCGCGGAGCGUCUUCAGUGGGGAGCGCUGCGGUCCUGCCGCCGCCGCCACCACCACCACUGCUGCUGCUACAAUGUUCGUGCAGGAGGAGAAGAUCUUUGCAGGCAAAGUCCUGAAGGUCCACAUCUGUACCAUGGAGGGCACUGAGUGGCUGGAGGAAGUCACGGAAGACACCACUAUAGAGAAACUCAAGGAGAAAUGCUUAAAGCAUUAUGUCCAUGGAAGUCUAGAGGAUCCUAAAACUCUUACACAUCACAAACUCGUUCAUGCUGCCACUGAGAGAAUUCUCGCAGAAUCCAAAACAGUUGCUGAGGAAAAUCUUAAAGACAAAGACUGCUUAUUAUUGAUAAAGAAAAGACCUCCACUGGCUCCACCAAAAAUGGCCGACAUAUCUUCUGAAGAGAAGAAGAAGCAAGAGAACAAAGCACCAGAUAAGGAGGCCAUCCUCAAAGCCACAGCAAACCUGUCCACUCGUAACACUGACCGCACUGUAACUCAACACAAUAUCAGAGAUUUUCAAACAGAGCUGAGGAAGAUUCUGGUCUCACUUAUUGAGGUGGCUCAGAAGCUGCUGGCUCUGAAUCCAGAUGCUGUUGAGCUCUUCAAAAAGGCCAAUGCCAUGCUGGAUGAGGAUGAGGAGGACCGUGUGGAUGAAACGGCCCUGCAGCAGCUGACUGAGAUGGGUUUCCCUGAGAGUCGUGCUGUGAAGGCUCUGCGCUUAAACCACAUGUCUGUGACCCAGGCAAUGGAAUGGCUGAUUGAGCAUGUGGAUGACCCCAUGGUUGACACUCCUCUGCCUGGACAGGACACCCCAGGGGCGGCGGCCGCAGCAGCCCCUGCCCCUGCUCCAGCUCCCUCUGCCACAGCUUUAGGAGCCCGGGCCCGUCUGUCCUCCCAGGCCAGCCUAGAGGAGGCCAAACAAGAUGAACUGACAGAGAUCUUCAAACGGAUCCGGAGGAAAAGAGAAUUCAGGCCUGACUCACGGGCAGUCAUUGCGCUGAUGGAGAUGGGCUUCGAUGAGAAGGAGGUGAUUGAUGCCCUUCGCGUCAAUAAUAAUCAACAGGAUGCAGCUUGUGAAUGGCUGCUUGGUGACAGAAAGCCCACCCCUGAGGAUCUGGACAAGGGCAUUGAUACCAACAGUCCCCUGUUUCAGGCCAUCCUGGAGAACCCCGUGGUACAGCUUGGUCUCACAAACCCCAAGACUCUUCUAGCAUUUGAGGACAUGCUGGAGAACCCGCUGAACAGCACACAGUGGAUGAACGAUCCUGAGACAGGUCCUGUCAUGCUCCAGAUCUCCAGAAUCUUCCAGACACUCAAUCGCACGUAAAGCACACCUCAUCUGUGGAGCGGUUGGAAUCACAGCAUAGGGAAAAAGGUCAAUCAUUUAGAAGAGAGGUGUGUGUGUGUAUAGUUUGUUUGUUUGUGUGUGCGUGUAUGUGACAUAACUAUUGUUUUAAGUGGAGAAGUAACAGAAGACGAAUGUAAAAAUACAAUGAUGACAUUUUCACAUCAUGUUAUACAGAGGAAAAUAUCUAUUUAUAACUACACUUGUACAAAUUCAAUGUAAGCAGUAACUUAAUGAUAAAUAGCUAACUCCAUUAUUUAGUUUUUUAUGUUUUAAUAAGACCUGUUUUUAAUUAAUAUUAAGCACAUUACUUUAUUUUAUAUAAUUUAUCUAUAUAAUUGUACAAUUGGACAUCUAAAAAAAAAAAAAAAAAAAAAAAAGAAAAGAAAAAAUCACCACCAGAGGCAAUUUUCUAUGGUUUUUGUGCUCAAAGAUCAAAUUUCAACCAAAUUAUUUAACACUUCACAUGGUACACUUGUCAUAACUGAAUGUUUCUACAGGGAGAUAAACAAUGUGUAUUCAGUUAUUUUUAUUAUCAGUUCAAAAAUGAAAUCGUUUAUGUAUCAGACUAUAAGUUCCUUCCAAAAACACCAAAUGAAGGUACGUUUUGAGGGAGAGUAAAGCAAGCACCAGCAGUUUUUGGCAACUCCUCAUUUGAAGAUUAUUCAAAGCUUUGUGGUUUCAUUAACACUACAGACAUUUCUGUGAUGUUGUGGUGACACAGUAGCAAUUUGCAGCCCCUUAUGGACAUAGAUAAAUGACAGAUAGUGAAAUCGAACCUGAUCCCUUUAUUCCUCGUAUCUUUUUCACUCUUCCGAUCUAUAAAAAGACUGUUCAGGUGGAUUCCUCUGUCCAAAUGGACACAAGUCAGUUUUGAUUCUGUCGGUUUAGAACAAAGCUGGUAUUAAUGAGUACUGGAUCAUUAUCUUAGUUUUCUCCCAGUAGCUCCUGCAUCAGGGGUUUCCUAGUAUUUCAGAUCUUUUAUCCACCAUCAUGAUCAAGCUGCUGCCUCUGAUCUCACUCGCAUCCCUGCACGUUUAAUGUGAGUCUUACUUUACAUCAUUACCGGAGGCUGGACAGACUUUAGUUUGUGCUAACUAAAAUAAAAUGACUUAUUUUAUGGAUUGGUUCUACUACACGAUAUGUUUGCUCAAGUUGUUUGUGUUCAAUGUCAAGUAUGAAUUACAUGUGCUUUCAGUGUCAUCACAGUUCUCUUAUGUCACUUUUUACAGUGCACUUUCUAGUUUGCACAGGAAAUUCAGACUGCAUUCAUAGUACACAACAUUAUUUUAAAUGAUAUAUGGGAUGUUUCAUUUUGAAACUCCCUGUCUGGGAUGAAACUGAGGCAUUUUUGGUGUGGAGAUAAUUUAUGGUUGGACGUCUUUCAUUUAUAUGCUCUGCUUCAAAUACCUGUGCUGGGAUUUCUAAAAGAAAUAAUUAUUUAAGUUUUCAGUAAGACUUGAGAUGAAAAAUGUUAUUUAAAUGGUUCUGUAAUGCUUUUUUAACAUUUUGAUUUGUAUUAGAUAAAUAUAUUACAAAAAUGCGGUCAUAACAAACACCAAUUUUAGAUUCAUAGAUAAAUGUGUGAAUUAGAGGAUGAAAUAUGUUUUUUUUUUUCCCUUUUGGCCAAGCGUGGAGUGUUUCCGUUCAAUAUUUGAAUUGUGUUGGUGUGAAGUGUGUGCUCAGGGGUUUCUUAGCCAUAACGGGCAAAUAUCUGCUAUAGUAAUGCCUACUUUAUCAAUACAAAUAACAGUAGUUUAGUGAUUGCAUUAUCAGAGAACUCUAUGAAUAUAUCUGAAAACUUACUCUUUAAAUGAAAACUUACUGUCCUUGUGUGAUAUUUAUUUUGAGGCCAAAUAUAACCAAUCAUGAAACCAUCCCUAGAGAUAUUGUCAUUAUAAUACAGUUUUAGAAGACCUCACCAAUUGCAAUGUUCACUUCACUGUCUGAGUGGCUUCAAAUGUAGGUGAAGAUUAUGUUGAACACACAUAGCAUUUGAAAUCAGAUCAUCUCCAUUGUCUUGAGAACAAGUUUUGGUCUUAAGAAAUGUAGCUUAUAUUGUUUUGGGGGACUAGAGAGUACAGGCUUCUAUGCAAUUCAGUGUUUUUUUGUUGCCUUGACAGAAAAACAACAGGUUUCAGUAUCUUGAUGCAUUUGUGGUAUUUGAGUAGUUGAUGUGCACUUUCAUAUCAUCUUAUUUUUGAUUUGAAUCAAAUUUUGGUUUCAUCAUGGCUAAGCUCUGUAAAGUAGAAAGUGCUGUAUGAUUUCAGUAUUUUAAAAUGUUUGGUGUUUAUUCAUUUACUGUUUAGAAAUGCUUAUAUGGUGAAACAGUGUCAUGUUGGAAUCUGGAUUUUCAUUUCCCUAAUGCCAGUGUGCUUAAAAUGAUCAUUGAUCAAAUGUUACAGAUUUUGUUUCAUUUUUUUUUUUCCUCCCUCAUUUUAAAAAGGCAAUCAGGUCACAGAAGUUAUGAUGAAAUAUCUUGAAGGUUUGGUGCUCUUGUGUUCUAAUUUUAAUUUUGUGUCCUUGCUCCGUGUACAAGUUCAGUUUCACAUAAGGCCCCUACAGUUUGAGAGCUGAAAUGUAACUUUCUCAAUCCACUUGUUGAAAAGCCUUUCAUGACAAAUAAUAAUAAAAAAAAAAGUUUUGA
Onychostoma macrolepis is the source of this 4513-nucleotide messenger RNA. RefSeq names its product UBA domain containing 1 (gene ubac1). The transcript has 10 exons. The record is from RefSeq and is a predicted model, not a curated record. Gene Ontology annotation, molecular function: protein binding. Lineage: Eukaryota; Metazoa; Chordata; Actinopteri; Cypriniformes; Cyprinidae. Bases 595 to 1848 code for a protein of 417 amino acids.